Molecule: messenger RNA, 1096 nt
Organism: Gekko japonicus
Lineage: Eukaryota; Metazoa; Chordata; Lepidosauria; Squamata; Gekkonidae
Product: SLAM family member 8-like
Exons: 3
Coding region: 122-595 (157 amino acids)
Source: RefSeq, a predicted model, not a curated record
UCCCGGCCCCCCCCCGCCCCCCAGGUCUGCGGAGCGGUUUCGUGCGGUGCGGCCCGGCCGGCGACGCUGCCCUCGGCGGGAAGGCUGCCUGCGAGCGUCGUCUCCCCGCGCCCCGACGGCCAUGCUGCGGCGGCUCCUCCUCCUCCUCCUGGGGACGCUGCUGCUCAGCGUCUGCCUCGACGGCACUUCAGGUAUCCCGGUGCCAGAUGAGCGUCAGGUGAAUGGGACCGUGGGGGGAUCGGUCCUGCUCACUGCCCUGAUCCCCCCCGGAAAAGCCGUGGCCGAAAUCGAGUGGAAUUUCCAGCUUCAAGAUGACACGGUCCUUGUGAUUGCGGAAUUCACGAAGGGGAACUUUGGGCGGCCCGAUCCUGGCGACCGAUUUCAGCAGCGGCUCGAGAGGGCGAAUGAGACCACGCUGAGGCUCAAGAACCUGGUGAAGGAGGACAGCGGAGUCUACACGGCUCACGUGACAUUCGAAAGCGGAGAGGCACCAACGCAGACAUUUCGCCUCGUGGUCUCUGGUACAAGUAAAGCCAUCGAGCAGUGGAACCUUCUCGUUUGUUUGUUCAUCAUCGCGAUGCCUUUUCUCACCUGAAUGUGGUCAUCGGGUGCAUCAUGGGAACCUCCGCUUAAUUGCAUAACAUCACGAGAGGGGGGAAUGAGGAGCAGAAGCAAGCAUCUCCUGGAAGGUUCCUGAGAAGAAGACCUUUGAUUGGAUGAGAGAGACCACUUGAUUCUAGCGGGAAAAGAGCUAUAAUUGAGCGCUAUAGGUUAGCAAGAGGUGUGCGGUGCUGUGCUCAUGCUAUGCGAGGCUAUGUGCAAUGUGGUCAUUGGGUGCAUCAUGGGAACCUUUGCUUAAUUGCGUAACAUCACGAGGAGGGGGGGGGAUGAGGAGCAGAAGUGAGCAUCUUCUGGAAGGUUCCUGAGAAGAAGACCUUCAAUUGGAUGAGAGAGACCACUUGAUUCUAGCGGGAAAAGAGCUAUAAUUGAGCGCUAUAGGUUAGCAAGAGGUGUGCGGUGCUGUGCUCAUGCUAGUUUGGUGCAGUGGUUAAGUGCGAGGACUCUAAUCUGGGAGAACCGGGUUUGAUUCCCCACU